This is a messenger RNA of Menidia menidia (Atlantic silverside), 1233 nucleotides long. The record is from the annotation of a GenBank genome assembly. Lineage: Eukaryota; Metazoa; Chordata; Actinopteri; Atheriniformes; Atherinopsidae.
AUGGAGUACCUGAAUGACUUUGACCUCCUGAAGUUUGAGGUGAAACCUGACACUCCUCCGCUCCCUCCUCCAUGUUCGUAUCCCAAAUCUGGCCUUCCUCACGACCCCUCCAGCUCUCCGUACACCGGCCAUCCUCCCCAGGACUCCAGCUUGAGCUCCAGUCCCUACAACUCGCUGCCACCUUCACCCACGCUUAGCGAUGUCCAUCCGCCGCCUUCCGGCUCUUCCUCCCUCUCCUCCUCGUCCUCGUCCAUCUCCUUCCCCCUGUCCAUACCCAACAGCUUCACCUCUGGCAUCAGCUCUGGCUCUCAGGGGAACGCGGAGGGCAGCCCGGCUCACGGGGGCCCUCAGGGGCCCACCCCCGCCUCCCUGGAGGACCUGAUCUGGCUGGCGGCGCUGCAGCAGCAGUUCGGGGGUGAGGUGACGGGGCCCGCCACUCUGCUGGGAGCCCUGGGGGGAGUGCCGGAGAGAGGGGACCGAGACAGGGGGCAGGUGAACGGCUUCCUGGGCUGCGAAGACGCCGUGGAGGCUUUGCUGAACUCAGCGGCCGCGGCCGUCAGCUCACAGUUCCCAGGUCUCUCUCAAAGCUCCAGCAGCAACCUGGGAGACUCCAGCAGCGACAGCGGGGGGGACAUCUCCUGCGCUAAGGCGGCGGACAUGUGCCACCGCCCGCUCGUCUUCCUGUCGUCCGCACCCAACUCGCUCCCCAACGCGGUCCCCGCCUCAGCUCCAUACCCACAACCCCUCAGCCCCCAGGGCCGCCUUCAUCACCACCACCAUCAACACCAUCAGCAUCACCCACACCACCCCAUGCAUGGCAACCAUCACCAUCAUCACCACCCACAAGUCAACCAGUGCGGGGUGAACGAGCGCUUCUCCGACGAGCAGCUGGUGAGCCUGUCGGUGCGCGAGCUCAACCGGCACCUGCGCGGCGUGAGCAAGGACGAGGUGGUGCGCCUGAAGCAGAAGCGGCGCACGCUGAAGAACCGCGGCUACGCGCAGUCCUGCCGCUACAAGCGCCUGCAGCACCGCCACGCUCUGGAGUCAGAGAAACACGUGCUCACGCAACAGCUGGAACAGCUACAGUGUGAACUCUCCAGAGUGCUGAGGGAACGAGACGCCUACAAGGCUCGCUACGAGAAGCUCCUCAGCACAAACCACAGCACGGGCAGCGACGCCCCCCCCACGCGCACCAGCAACCCCCCCUCCCCACCCCCUGAUUACUUCCUUUGA